Messenger RNA from Strongylus vulgaris, 228 nucleotides. The record is from the annotation of a GenBank genome assembly. Lineage: Eukaryota; Metazoa; Nematoda; Chromadorea; Rhabditida; Strongylidae.
AUGCCCAAACUGGACAAGGAAUGGCAUCAAUGUCCCAUGUGCCUAAGUUCCUUCACAUUUGACAAACUUUUACGGCACGUGAGGAGAAAGCAUGGUAAUGUCGGCAACGAUGAAGCUGAAUGGUUGGAAUAUACGGAUCGCUUAGACGAGGCUCAAAGUCAUGGUACAGUCAUAGUUUCUUGUAUAAUUCCUAAAUCUCAAUACAUUUUUACGGGAUUGGUUUCGUGA